This is a messenger RNA of Gryllus bimaculatus (two-spotted cricket), 6807 nucleotides long. NCBI's taxonomy places the organism in Eukaryota, Metazoa, Arthropoda, Insecta, Orthoptera, Gryllidae. The record is from the annotation of a GenBank genome assembly.
UCAAGCCCGAAACCAGCUGAUGCUGAAACUCCAGCCUCGAAACCAACGGUCGCUGCAACUCAAGCUUUGAAACCAGCUGUCGCUGUUACUCCAGCCUCAAAACCAGCCGAUACUGUAACUCCAACCUUGAAGCUAGCUGUUGCUGAAACUUCUGCACUGAAACCAGUUGAUACUGACACUCCAGCCCCGAAAACAGCUGAUGCUGUCACUACAGCCCCGAGAACAGCUGAUGCUGUCACUACAGCUAUAAAAACAGUUGAUGCUGUCUCUCCUCCAAAAACAGAUUUUGCUGUAACUGCAACUCUGAAACCAGCUGAUGCUGUAACUGCAGCUUCAAGACCAGCUCUGAAACCAGAUGCUGCUGCACCUCCAUCCAAGAGACCAGCUGAUGCAGGAACUCCAGCUCCAAAACCAACAGAUGAUGCUGGAACUUUUGCUACAAAGCUAGCUAAUGCAGGAACUUCAGCCUCGGAUACAAGUAAUUCCAAAACAUCAGCUCCAAAACCAGUUGAUUCUGAAACCCUAACUCUGAAACCAGCUGAUGCUCCAACUCCAACUCCCAAUGCAGCUGAUGCUGCAACUGAACCUAAAAAACCAUCCAAUGCCGGAACUCCAGCCCAGACAUCAGUUGAUGUUAAAACCUCCGCCCAGAAACUAGUUGAUGCAGGUGCCUCUACUCAGAAACCAGUUAUUGCUGGAACUCCCGUCCCAAAACAAGCUGAUACAGGAACUCCAGGAAGUAAAUCAGGUAAUACUAUAAUCCAAGCCAUAAAAUCACCUGAUGCCGGAAUUCCAGCCAAGAAACCCGCUGAAGCUGGAACCCCAACGAAGAAACCAGCUGAUGCAGGAACCUCAGCCCAGAAACCAGGUAUUGUUGGAACUUCAAUCCAGAAACCACCUGCUGUAUCACCCCCAACCCUGAAAACAAUUACUACAAGAACCCCAGCCCAGAACCUAAUUUCUUCUGGAAUUCCUGUCCAAAAGAUUGCUUCUGGAAACCCAACUCAGAAGUUGGGAAAUGCAAGAACAGAAGAAGUUCAGAAAUCUACUAUUGGGACUCGAGUUGAGAAGCUUUCAGAUGCAGAAAUCUCUUCUGGAAAGUCAGGACCUACAAAAAUUUUGGCUCAGGUGUCAGGUGCUAUAGAGAUUCCAUCCAGAAAGGCAAUUACUUCAGGCAUAGAUCAGAAAUCAGAUGCCGCAGGGACAUCUGUUCUUGCAGUGUCUGUAUCACAGGAACCAAUAACUGCUGAAACUGGGGAGAAGCCAUUGACAGAAUGUAUGCCUGUGCCAGUGUCUGUUGCAGAACCCAUCCAGAAACCAGCUGUGGAAACCCAAAAAGCUGCGUUAACUGAAUCUCUCCCCUGUACAGUGGUUAAGAAACCACCUGCAGGCAUUGGUGACGCAGGCACACAAUUACAGAGGACAGUUAAUAUGGAUUUAGAUGUAACCAAACCAACAGCAGAAGUUUUAGUUACCUCUGAUAUUGCAGGAGAACAAUUAAAAUCUACAUCUGAAGACAAUUCUAUCAUAGUUCAAGAAGCUGGCAGUUUUGGUUCUGAUGCAGAAGUAUCAUCUCCGCAUAAAAACCCAGCAAAAAAAUCAGCUGCAGAUCAUGAUAUAAAGCAACAAAGCACUGGAGAUCCUGUCCAGGAAGUAGGGGCACAGGUAGCCAUUGCCGUCACAGCUGCUACAAAGCAAGUAGUAUUCUCAAAAAGUGAUGAACAACCAACUGUUUCUGUUUCCUCCAUGCAAAAAUCAAACCCUGCAGAGUGCACAGCUCAGAAGAUUGUUGAUACUGAUACAAAACAACCUUCAUCUGUAACUGCAGUACAUAAACCAUCUGAAACAAAACUAGAGAAAUCUUCUGAAAGUACAAAAGAACCAAAGAAUGUAGGCCCCAUUACUUUGAAAGCAGCUGUACAGAAGGAAACAACACCAACAAAACUGCUCACCUUUACAGCUCCUCAAAAAUCAAAAGUUCAAGAACUUUCUACUUUGAAAUCUAUUGUGAAGAAAGAGACUUCAGUACAAAAGACUGAUGACUCCAGUACUGAAGAACUGCCGAAGAAUUUUGAGAAGGUGACAGGUCAAAAGAAAGCUGUCAGGAAACUCACAUCAACUACUUCCAAGCCCUCAGCUGCUGGUAAUGCAGAUGAAAAAUCUACAAUGGACCCAGAUCAGAAAACAUCACUGAAAGAAAUGGUUAUUGAAAAAGCAAGUCCUGGUAAGAGUAUACAAGAGCAGUCUAUUGAAGAUCAGCCUCCUGCAAUAUUAAAGUUAGUUUCUGAAGAAGAAACACAAAAAAAGCAGGUAACUUCUGUUCAUUCAGAACCAAAGGAAAAUAUUACUCCUGUUUUCCAAGAGAAGAAACAAGAAAUAUCUGGAUCUGCUUCAGAAGCUUUCCAGACAGCGAUGCAAAAAACAGAAUCACCAGAAUCUGUAGUCACUGCUUUAAAGCAAUCCCCUGUAGAACCUUCAGGCUCACAAAAGACUGACCUCACAGGAUUUUCAUUAGAAAAACAAUCUAUUACAGAAAAAGCAUCUGAGCAAACUAUGAGGGGAACAAAAGUUAGGGUUCAGUCAUCAACAGAGAAGAUCAGUUCUACUAAGAAACCUGAUGAAGAUUUGACAAGUGGAAAGCCUGAAAGCAAAGGGAGCUCAACAGGUACUCAGAAACAAAUUGAUGUGUCCUGGACUACUCAGAUAGAAGAAUCUGUAUCUUCCGCUCUUACACCAACAGCAAGUUUGACAGCUGAUAGUGGUAGUGAGAAGCCAAAUACACCAGAAAAAUCAAAACCAGUUCUUGCAGAAGAGCAACAAAUAAAUGUGCAACAGAGCAAAACCUCUCUUCAGGAAUUCCAGGAGCAAAAAUCACCUGUUCCUGGAUCUAUAAAACAGAAGGUUGAAAACAAGAGUAACAAACUAGUGGUGGCUACUUCAGUUAAAUCACCAAGCGAGGUAAGUUUACAGGGUCAAGAAACCUCAUUAGUGUCUCAUCCAGAAACAGCUGAAGAAACAGUUUUAUCUGAGAAGUCUGUGGAGAAAAUUGAGAAAACUUCCACAGCUGCUUUAUCCCUCUCUAAAGAAUCUACAGAAGACAUUUGUAAACCGGUUCUUGCUUCAUCAAUUCAGAGAACACCAGGUGGUAGGCUAGGAAUUGUGGGUCGACCACCUAUUGGUCAACGACCAUCAGCUCUUGCAUCAUUGCAAGAAAAGAAGACUGAACUUUCCCCAAGAAUUGCUAAAGACACUCUGUCUUGGAAACUCCCUACUGCAUCCGCUUCUGCCAAGAAAGUUCCUAGUUCAGUGGGGAAAGUUGAUGAGGCAGAUGUGAAGAAAGCGACUCCUUCUCUGAUGUCGGAGAGUGAAGAUGUCUCCAGGAAAAGACUAACUCAGCCUUCUGUGAGUUCAAAACAAGUGAAAGGAGGUGAAGUUUCCAUAAUUCCCGAUGACUCAGAUGACGGUUCAGAACCAGAGUUGCUAGAUGCGAAAAUUGCCAAAGAUGUUUCACUUCCUCUAAAGGAAAAGACUGAGGGAGCUUCAGUAACUUCAUUGCCAGCACCUCAAGUAUCUGAAGGUCAAGAUAUAAAACCUGCUUCUAAAGAAGAUCCGGAACCAUGUACAUUACAGAAAACUCCAAAAGUUCCUAAAGAACAGCAAACAGCUGCAACUACAUCUCCAAUGAUACAAAAGACUGCUCUCACUAUUUCUAAAGCAGAAUCAUCAGUGGAGAAAUCUGAGAAAUCAGAGGUACUUGAGCAGUCUAUAAGGAAAACAGCUCCUUCAAAUGAAUUCUCUGUUGAACAGUCUUCUGAAGCAGCACCUAAAGGACUUUUGAAAACGGUCGAAGAAGGACCCAGAGAUCAAGAAGUUUCAAGCUCCAGCUCAAGUCCACGGCCUAGUACUUCUAGCUACAAAAUUCCAAGUGUAAAAUCUCCUCUUACUAUUAAAGUCGAAGAUAGUCCAGUCGCUGGGCCGAAGUUAAGUCCCAUCACACUUAAACGUAAAAAAGAUUCUGAAGGGAAAGGUGAUGAAUAUAUAAGCUUGUCACCUAAACUUGAUGCUUCACGUGAAACUGAAAAGCUGACUCUUAAAUUAAAAAGAGUGGGCAGUCCAACUGUGCGUGAAUUAGAGUCUGAGGACAGAGACAAAUUUAUGUUGAAACUUAAAAAAGAUUCCAGUCGAUCUGACUCUGUAGUAUCUUCAACAACAGCUUCAACUAGCACUGCGCCUCUGGACACUUGUACAAAAGACUCUGAAGAUGUUGAACCAAAAGUUGGAAAGCUGAUGUUGAAAUUAAAAGACACAGAAAAAGGUAUUGUUGCCAGAAUUUCAAGUCCAAAAGGAGAAACUGAUGAAGAACCAAAAGUAGAGAAAUUGACUUUGAAACUGAAGAAAGAUGCUGGGGAUGUACAACUUAGUCCGUCAACUAGUGCUAAGUCUGAAGAAAGCCCAAAGGUUGAGAAAUUGACACUGAAAAUUCGAGUUGACUCACCCUUGAGCCAGGAAACUGCAGGAGAUGUUGAUGAACCGAAAGUUGAAAAGUUGAUGUUGAAAUUGAAGAAAGACAGUACUGAUAUGCCAUCACCAAAGGAGAAAGCUGUGUUGGAUGCAUCUAAGACUGAAAAACUAACUCUUAGGAUCAGAAAAGAUUCUGGAAGUCAGGAUAUUGCUUUGACAGAUGGAAAGAAGAGUGAACCUGCAGAAAUAACAGAAUCAUCUGAACGAAUUACGCUUACACUUGUAAAAGAUUCUUCUAAUUCAGUGUCUGUCAAAGAAAAAGACAUUUCGGAAUCUAAAAUAGAACCAGAUAUAUGUUCUGAAGAAAAGGUUGAGAAGCUAACCCUAAAAAUCAAGAAAGAUUCCUCCAAUGAAUCUGCAGAGAAGUCGUCUUCAGCCACUAUUGUGUUAGAAAAAGUAGAGCCUAAAGUUGAAAAGUUAACUUUAAAGUUGAAGUCAGCUGCUGAUGAUUCAACUGUUCAGACAAAAGAAGAGGAGAUUGGGAUGGAGGCGAAGAAGGGAAAGGAGGAGGAUGAGAAGAAGGAAGAUAAAAAAGUUGAAAAACUCACUCUGAAGAUAAAGAAAGAUGACGAAAAGGAAGGAUCAGAAAGUCAGAAAUUUCCUGAAGAGAAAAAGCUUGAGGAACGAACUGCUAAACCAAAGAAAGAACCUACAGAUUCUGUACCAUCUCCCAAGGUCUCAGAGACAAGUGAGAAGUUUCAGAAGGCUGAAAAGGUUGAAAAACUCACUCUGAAGAUUCCAAAAGAUGUGACAUCACCAAAAACCCAAGGCACUCCUUCACUAGCAGAAACUCAGGACCAGGCUACAACCAGCCAGCCAUCAUCGACCACAACACGCUUGUUGUCGCCAGUAUCAAAAACCAGUGUACUCUCACCAACCUCUAAAACUAGUUUGCCCUCACCAGUUUCCAUCACUAACCUGCCAUCACCAGUGUCCAAAACUAGCUUACAAUCACCAACGCCGAGGACCAAAGUGCUAUCACCAGUUUCAAAAACACCUCUGUCAGCCUCUAAAACCAACCUGGCUUUGCCAGGGGGAGAUGAAGCAAAAACUGAAAAAAUAACCAUGAAGUUUAAAAGAGAUGUCAGUCCUGGUUUAUCACCUGAGGAAGCAGCUGUAAGUAAACCAAAAGAACCCACAGUUGUCUUAUCAGAAGUAUCCAUUUUAAAGACUGUACCAGAGAAUAUUGCGAAAAAAGGGAAAGAUGAAGGGCAGACUGCUGUUGAAGGGAAGUCUGAAAAGCCUUUUAUAAAACGGCGGAGAGAGAGUGUGAAGCAGGAUAAUGAUGACUGCAUCAUUUUGGAAACAUGUCCAUCAACAAAAGAAAAAUCUGUAGAGAAACCUGUUUUAAAGACUCCAGAAUCUGAGAGGAAGUCAUCAGGCUCUGAAAGCCCUGAUCCUUCAAAGCUCACCCUGAAAUUGACCAAAUCCACAUCAUGGUGUGUGCAACAGCCCUCAGGUGCAGACGUGGCCUCCUCAGUGCCCCGCGUUGGUUCUCCGGACAUCCAGGAAAUUCCUACCAAGCGCCAGAAGGUGGAAGCUCACUCCGAAGAGAAGAUCAGCAUCACCACCACCCCUACUCGCUCUCAGAGGCACCGGGAGGAGCUGAAGGCACUACCUAGUUUGUCAGAGGUGUCAGUCUCAUUGAAGAGGCACGAUCUAGGACGAUCAGAGACGGCUUCUGGCAGUGGCAGUAAGAAAGUGAAGGUGGAAGAAAAACUAACUGAAUGUACAGUGGUGGUUCAAGAAGUCUGUCUCCCCCACACAAAGAGGGAACCAAGACUUCGCUCACCACCUCCUUCUGUUUCGCUCACCAAGAUUCCAGCUGGCAAAGGAUCUGCGAGCCGCUCCGAUGACAGGCACGCUGCUAGCGCAUCUGGAUCAGGAAGCACAACUGUGUUGGAUGGGAAGUUGAGAGAGAUUUUGUCAAAGAUCGGUGGGAAGGCAUCAGCUUUGCUAGACUGCGAUGUGUCCAUAAGCUUUGCGAGCCAGUCGGAUAAAGCUGCAGCUCCACCCGCUCCAACGCUGCCUUCAGAGGAUGUGGAGAUCAUCAUGGUUCCUGGAGGGAAUAGUUCUGGUGGUCGUGGCAGGGGCAGAGGACGCGGACGAGGUCACAGUCAUCGUGGUGCUCACUCUCAGGUGUACCGUCCGCACGCGCAGGCGGCGGCGCAGCAGCUGGUGGUGGAGCCAGACAUCAUCAACAUCGAGCCGGUCAUCACCCUGGACACGGGCGAGGGCUCGGGGGCGUCCGCGGCGGCGUCGCCGGCGGCGGCGGGCGCGGGGUCA